CAUUGACGCCACCACCAACCCCCGAAUCUGACUCCUCUUCCCCGCAAAUUCCUCACCAAACCACCCAAAAGGACUAAACCCUCCUCUCCACGAUGUCCGCCGCCGCCACCGCCGGCCCCAACUCCAUCCUCCUCCACCGGCCCACCUCGGCCGGGCCCGCCGUCGCCUCCUCCAUCCGCCUCCCCGCACGCGCAUCCAAGGUCUCCUGCGCCGCCGUCGCGGCGCCCUCCUCCCCCCAUGCCCUCACGGGCGCCGGCGAGCGCGGGGUGUACAACUUCGCGGCGGGGCCGGCCACGCUCCCGCUCUCCGUGCUCCAGAAGGCGCAGGCGGAGCUCGUCGACUACCGCGGCUCCGGGAUGAGCAUCAUGGAGAUGAGCCACCGCGGGAAGGAGUUCGACGCCGCCAUCAAGAAGGCCGAGGCCGACCUCCGCGCGCUGCUCGCCGUGCCGGACACCCACGAGGUGCUCUUCCUCCAGGGCGGCGCCACCACCCAGUUCGCCGCCGUGCCGCUCAACCUCUGCGCCGGCGCCUCCGACCCGGUCGACUUCGUCGUCUCCGGAUCCUGGAGCGACAAGGCCUUCAAGGAGGCCAAGAAGUACUCCGCCGCCUCCGUCGCCUGGUCUGGCAAGGACGGCAAGUACACCGCCCUCCCGCAAUUCGACGCCAUCAAGCAGAACCCGGAGGCGAGGUUCCUCCACAUCUGCUCCAACGAGACCAUCCACGGCGUCGAGUUCAAGGACUACCCGGAGCCCAAGAACAAGUCCGGCAUCCUCGUCGCGGACAUGUCCUCCAACUUCUGCUCCAAGCCCGUCGACGUGUCCAGGUUCGGCAUCAUCUACGCCGGCGCACAGAAGAACGUCGGCCCCUCCGGCGUCACCAUCGCCAUCGUGCGCAAGGACCUCGUCGGCAACGCGCAGCCCAUCACGCCGGUGAUGCUGGACUACAAGACGCACGCCGACAACGCCUCGCUCUACAACACCCCGCCCUGCUUCGCCAUCUACAUCUGCGGGCUCGUCUUCGAGGACCUGCUCGCGCAGGGCGGCCUCGCAGAGGUGGAGAAGAAGAACCAGCACAAGGCUGGCAUCCUGUAUGACACCAUUGACGCCAGCGGCGGGUACUUCAUCUGCCCGGUAGAGAAGUCUGUCCGGUCACUGAUGAACGUGCCGUUCACGCUGGCCAAGGGAGCAGACUUCGAGAAGCAAUUCAUCGCCGAGGCAGCCAAGGAGGGCAUGUUGCAGCUCAAGGGACACAGGUCGGUCGGCGGAGUGCGUGCUUCCAUCUACAAUGCCAUGCCGCUCUCUGGCGUUGAGAAGCUCGUCACAUUCAUGAAGGAUUUCCAAGCCCGGAACCCUUGAUUUACCCGCGGCCAUGAUACUCUGGUAUCGCUUCAGUAGGAUGGUUUGCUGUUCUUCAUAACAUAAGCAUGCUCUCUGCAAGAGCUGCAUCGUCUCGCAUAUGUGAUUUCCGAUCCUCUGUAGUAUUAUGGUGACUGUUUUGCAAUGCUGCUGCAUUUUUUCCUGUUUGCGAGAUCUCAUUUCCAUUGCUCAACAUAGAGAUUGGAAAAUAUCGUAUUGGGGAAUAAAAGGUUUGAUGGUCAAUUGUCCUGAGAGUAGCUUACGCAGCUGUAUGAUUCUAAUCACAGCUUAUGUUACAGUGGCCAGUUUCAAGUUUGGUUGCUUUUGUCCUCUCAACACAAGCAAUGUUUUUA
Brachypodium distachyon (stiff brome) is the source of this 1708-nucleotide messenger RNA. Its product is annotated as phosphoserine aminotransferase 1, chloroplastic. Gene Ontology annotation, molecular function: O-phospho-L-serine:2-oxoglutarate transaminase activity; pyridoxal phosphate binding. NCBI's taxonomy places the organism in Eukaryota, Viridiplantae, Streptophyta, Magnoliopsida, Poales, Poaceae. The coding region runs from base 93 to 1355 and encodes 420 amino acids. The transcript has a single exon. Gene Ontology annotation, biological process: L-serine biosynthetic process. The record is from RefSeq and is a predicted model, not a curated record. Gene Ontology annotation, cellular component: chloroplast stroma; cytoplasm.